Messenger RNA from Vombatus ursinus (common wombat), 2128 nucleotides. It is a transcript of the gene CDKN2C, whose product is annotated as cyclin dependent kinase inhibitor 2C. The record is from RefSeq and is a predicted model, not a curated record. The transcript has 2 exons. Gene Ontology annotation, cellular component: nucleus. Lineage: Eukaryota; Metazoa; Chordata; Mammalia; Diprotodontia; Vombatidae. Gene Ontology annotation, biological process: regulation of cyclin-dependent protein serine/threonine kinase activity; negative regulation of cell population proliferation. The coding region runs from base 48 to 605 and encodes 185 amino acids. Gene Ontology annotation, molecular function: cyclin-dependent protein serine/threonine kinase inhibitor activity; protein kinase binding.
GGGGACCCGACUAACUCAUCUUUUCCCGAUCGUCAGGACCCUAAAGAAUGGCCGAGCCUUUGGGGAACGAGCUGGCGUCCGCAGCUGCCAGGGGCGACCUAGAGCAACUCACUAAUUUGUUGCAAAAUAAUGUGAGCGCCAAUGCAGAAAAUGGAUUUGGAAGGACGGCGCUGCAGGUGAUGAAGCUCGGAAACCCGGAGAUCGCGCGGAGGCUUCUACUGCGCGGUGCCAAUCCGGACCUGAAGGACCGCACGGGCUUCGCGGUCCUGCACGAUGCUGCCCGGGCCGGCUUUCUGGACACCUUACAGACUCUGCUGGAGUUCCAGGCCGACGUGAACGUGGAGGAUAGCGAGGGCAACCUGCCGCUGCACCUGGCGGCCCGCGAGGGCCACCUGCCCGUCGUGGAGUUCCUGCUCCGACACACUGCCUGCAGAGUGGACCACCGGAACCACCAGGGAGACACCGCUUGCGACGUGGCCCGCCUCUACCGCCGGGACGCCGUGGUACGACUUCUGGAGGCCGGCAGGCCCGACGACGCGGCCCCGCUCCCGGGCGGCCCGGCGCCCGCCACUUCGGCCCCAGCCGCCGCAGCCGAGCCGCCCUAGAAGUCCCAAGGCUAGGCCGGCUACUGCUCCGGCGCCGCACCUUCCCUCCGUGUUCUGCUGCCCAGUCUGACUGUUUGCGUGCGUGCCGGGGAUUACUGCGCUCUCCCACUGCCUUUUAAGCAAAUAGUCAAAGCCUCAAACUACGGAGGUGGGAUUCUUACGAAAGAUUUAUGAAUAUAUUUAAAAAGGCUUCCAAUUCGCCUGCAAACACCUCCCUCCCCACCCCACCCCCACCCACCCCCAGAGACCUAAUAUCUGCUUGCAAAACUGCUUUGGUCUCCUCCGGAAUAUAGAGUUUCCUUCUUCCUCAAUUUCCAGCCUCAACCCACCUCAGCCCUCACCUCCCUAACCCCUCUGAUCCCCUUGCCUAUUCCCCCCACUACUUUGCAACUUCGUUUUCAAAGAGUCUAUCUAUAUCCUGAUGCUUCUUUUGCCUAAUUAAAACUCUUUUAAAAUGGGACAAAUGUUUUCAGUGAUUUCUUCCUCCAUUCCCACUUUCCUCUCCUCUCUGCUAUGAUUGUACCCAGGAAGGCUUUAUUCAAAGUGUGUGAGAGUUUAUUGGGUGGAUUCUGUUCAAAUAACAUCACAGGCCCUAGAACUGGCAAGGACUUUAUAAAUCAUCUAUGUGCAACCCUCUCAUUUUACAGUUGAGGAAACUAAGGCCCAUGGAAGUGUCCAGUGGUCUAUUACACAUAGGGCUUAGAGCUGUAAGGGGUUUCUGAGUUGGAUGGUCGUGUACACUUUCAUUCUCCUUUUACAGAAGCAGAAAGUGAAGCCCCGAGAGGGGAAGUGACUUAACCAGAAGACAGGUGGAAGCAAAGUGAGAAUCCUCGAGCCCAGGUUUCUUCUAGACCCAAAUGCAGUUUAUGUCUCUUUCCACCUCUCUAUUCUAUGUUCAGUUGAGGACUUCCUUUCUCUUUAACCCCCUCCUUCUCCCAAAAAAGAACGUGGUGGAUGGCCACCGUUCCCGGUGGAGAAUCCCCCCAAACUGUUUCCCAUAAGUUUGUGAUAUUUUUUCUGGGAUUCUCUUCAAGCCAGAAUUAAUUGCUAUGGGGUCGAGAACCAGUCUCUGAUACAAAGAAGUGAUAAAAAGAUAUAGUGUAGCUAUAGAAAACCCCUGCAGUCUUUUUACAGGCAGUCUGCUCUUCAGACUUUCUUCACUUUAAAAAUCACUUCUCAGAAUGAAAUGGAUUUCAAGGAGUUUGGUUUCCAAAGUCUGCACUGCAUGUCCACUAAGAAAGAGGCCAGCCCUGGUUGGUCCUCAGUUUCAGCAAACCUCAAAAUGUUGGAUAAGCAUCGAAUACAUGUGUCCAGAUGUUGCCUUCUAGCAGGAAGUUCAGCUACAUAUUAAACCAUUUUCGAAAUUAUUCUCUGAAUUGCAAUUGUAAAUGGAGGGAACUCUAUAAAUGUCACUCUCCAUGUUGAGGUUUCUGUUUUGUUUUCGUAAAAGGCAAGGCAACAAGCAUUUAUUAAGCACUUUUUGUGUGCGGGGAGCUGUGCUAAAUAAAGAAUCUGGCCAAUAA